UGUGGGCGGGGCGAGGUGCUGACCAGCAGGCCGUUCGUCCAAUGAAGAGCGGAAGUCGCUAGAGGAGGCCGGGCGAGACGAGUAGAGGCCGGCAUCUGUGGGUGUGGACUGUGCUAUGGCGGAACCCGUGAGGAAACGGGGUCGGGCGUCCCGAGGCGGCGGUGUAGGCCGAAGGGCUCGAGGGGCUCGACGGACCCGGGGUGGCCGAGGCCGGGGUCAUCACGCCCAGCGGUCUCCAGCCCGACGCACCCUGGACUCCGUGUUUGUGGAUUUGAUCAGCGAUAGCGAUGAGGAUAUCCUGGAGGUCGCAACAGCGCGCGGCGCUGCGGAUACGGCUGAAGCCCCGCUGCCGGAGGCCCCCGUGCCAGCCGCGUCCCGGGACGACAGCGACAGUGACAGCGAAGGGGCGGACGCGCGACCCGAAGGAGCCCCGCGGAUCGCGGUCAGGCGGCGGCGGCGGCUGCUGCUGGAUCCCGGGGAGGCACCGGUGGUUCCAGUGUACUCCGAGAAGGUGAAAAGCAGCCUCCACUUCAUCCCAGAUCACCUGCCCCUCCUGAAACUCUGCCCUCCAGGGGCUGAGGAAGAUGCAGAAAUGGCAGAUUCCAGCAGUUCCCAACCCGAAGACCCCGCAUUUCCAGGCUCUACCUGGAAGAAGAAGCUGAGGGGUAAGGACGAAGAAGAAGAGAAGAAGAAGGUGUUUCUGGUCCAGGACGUAUCUCCUUUGCCCCCACCUCCACCAAGGACCAAAAGCAGGAAGCAUACGAGGGCACUCCAGAAGUUAAGGGAAGUGAACAAGCGCCUCCAAGAUCUUCGUUCCUGCCUGAGCCCCAAGCAGCACCAGGGCCAAGACCGCCAGAGCCAGGAGGAUGACGUGGUCCUGGUGGAGGGGCCCAUCCUCCCAGAGAGCCCCCGCCUCUUCCCACUCAAAAUCCGGUGCCGGGCUGACCUGAUCAGAUUGCCAGUCCUAAUGUCGGAGCCCCUGCAGCGUGUGGUGGACCACAUGGCUGCCCACCUUGGGGUAUCCCCAAGCAGGAUCCUCUUGCUUUUUGGAGAGACAGAGCUGUCCCCUACUGCCACCCCAAGGACUCUGAAGCUUGGAGUGGCUGACAUCAUUGACUGUGUGGUGCUAGCAAGUUCUCCAGAGGCCACGAAGAUGUCCCAACAGCUCCAACUCCGGGUGCAGGGGAAGGAGAAACACCAGAUGCUGGAAGUCUCGCUGUCUCCGGAUUCUCCCCUCAAGACCCUCAUGGCCCGCUACGAGGAGGCCAUGGGACUCUCGGGAUGCAAGCUUUCUUUCUUCUUUGAUGGGACGAAGCUUUCAGGCAUGGAGCUGCCGGCCGAUCUGGGCAUGGAAUCUGGGGACCUCAUUGAGGUCUGGGGCUAAAACCCCUCUCCCUGUCUGGGGGCCCAGCCUGGACUUGGCGAGAACAUCUGCCCCUUUCUUUUAAACUGUAUUUACCAAUGAGGUAGAGCUUCUCUUUAAGCUAAAGCAAAAUCGAGGCGUGACCUUUGGCCUUCUCUCCUGUUGACACUGGUUUUAAGCUGUUAACUGCCUGGUUAGUUGUGUGGUAGUCAUUCCUGCCCUGGGUGGGCUGGCCUUCCAGCCACAUUUUUGGGCUGAGUUUUCCAGCCCCUAGCACAUGGGGAACAUGUCCCUGCAUCGCCACCCUUUCAUCUGCAUCAUCACCCUUUCUUUCAUCAGAAUGUCUGUUCUCUGAAUCUUUGCUUGUAUUUAAAUAAGGGUUGCAUUUGGGAUUCCAGACCUGGGAUCUAUGCCACAUCUAAGACCAACAGUGGCCUUCCUCUCAUUUGGGGGGUGGGAGUGGAGUUUGCUUAAAGCAGAUACACUGGUGUGGUUCCUUGCCUUGCAGGAAAAUAAAUGGCCAAGCUCAUACAUACAGUAGCUUAAGCGUAGGCAGACAACUGGGUGGCUCUUUUGAAGGCUGUAGGUAAUGGGUGUCUUCCUCACCCCGAGGACUCCUUCCAUUCACCCUACCUGGUUUACCCUUCCAGGUGCACACACACUAAGGUAUAACAGCACAUUCAGCUUUUUUGUUUGGGGUCUUGGGAUUGGUCUCUGGUUUUAUGGCUUUUCCCCCUUCUCCACCCCAUCCUCUCCCAUAAGCCCCCAUUCUAAUAUAUUUGUUACAUGUCCUUGGAUAUGAAUGUAUCCUUGUAAAAUACAGCGUUUUAUGUGUGAAUGUGCUUUUAAUAUCCAUAGUGGUAUCUUGUGCUGUUUCUUUUUUCACUCAACAUGUCACUUACUCUGUAUCUGCUUCAUUGCUUUGAACUGCUGCCUGCUAUUCCACAGUGGGUGCCGGUUGCAUUUUGCUUAUCCAGUCCCUCCAACUCCUUGGCACCAUACACAAGGCCACAGUAAACAUCCUUUAAGGUGUCCCCUCCUGGGCUUGCAUGAACAGUUCUCUGGCAUAGGUACCCAGGAUAGGGUUAUAGGUCAUACAGGGUAGUUUCUCUGUGGUUCCACCAGAUUUUUCUUUAGAAAGGUAAUUGACCCUCCCACUGAGGCUCCUAAUCUCUCCUCAUCCUCAUCAGCUUUUAUUAUUGCCCAGCUUUCUAAUUUUUGCUGGUCUGACGGGUGUCAAGUGGCACCAUGUUUGAAUGUACAUUCACCUGAUCACCAGUAAUGCUGGGAACCUCUCCGUAUACCUGUCGGCCUUUCUGGCAGCCCUUUCUGUGACUUGCUCAUUUGCUCAUGGGGUCCUGUCUUUUCCUUGUGUCUUCACAGGAGUUGCUUCUCUAUUCCAGAGCAGUUUUCGGCAUUGCAGGCAACUCUCGUAGAAUGCCCUUGUCUUUUAUUUCUACAGGUGUUCCUCAUGGAACAGAAAUCCUUAAUGUACAUGAAUUCACUAUUUUGUCAUAUAGUCUGUUGCCUUUUGGUUUCUUGUUUAAAAGUCGCUAAGAUGUUUUGCACUUUCUAAUGUUAGCUAAUAAAACUGAUAAGCAUUUUCUUUCAUAUUAGGCCGCUGAAUGGGGCUGGAGUCUUGCUGGCACAAGCUGCUCUGGGACAUUGUUGAUAUCUGUUCUGAGUGGUCAGUCACUUGUUCUGAUUGGGUGUUGCUGGGCUGCACUGGUUGCUAUAUAUUUUGAAUAUCACUCCUGCCUUUAAACUAUUUGAAAUGCACCUUUAUGUAUGAGAUCCAUGUUUAUUUCCACCAUACAGCGAGCCAGUUUUCUCAUUACUGUCUACUAAAAGAGCCAUUAAUUCUCCACUGAUAUGUGGUGUCAUUUUAGCAAAAGUAUGUCAACUUCUUAAAUAAAAAUUUUUUUUUUUUUGGAAUGUGACAUUCCUUAGAAUUUAUAAUGUGGAAAUGCAGAAAGAAACCUUUAUAAUGUUUAAAUAGUCCAUGAUAUGGUAUAGCUCUCUAUAUAUCAGAUCUUUAUGUCUAUUAAUAAAUUUGAACACAUUAAAGUUACUUAUUCAGUCUCAGCAAAAUAAAUGAGAAUACAUUCAACUUGUGUAUCCUUGAGGAUUUCUUUGUGGCCCUCACGUGAUCCCCACUAAAACCCCUGUGACAGAGAUUAUUAGUUGUUCCCUCAUAUUCAUUCUUCCUCCUUCCCAUGUUUC
Molecule: messenger RNA, 3586 nt
Organism: Trichechus manatus latirostris (Florida manatee)
Lineage: Eukaryota; Metazoa; Chordata; Mammalia; Sirenia; Trichechidae
Gene: NFATC2IP
Product: nuclear factor of activated T cells 2 interacting protein
Exons: 8
Coding region: 116-1384 (422 amino acids)
Biological process (GO): positive regulation of transcription by RNA polymerase II; cytokine production
Molecular function (GO): protein binding
Source: RefSeq, a predicted model, not a curated record